Sporisorium graminicola is the source of this 1200-nucleotide messenger RNA. RefSeq lists its product as uncharacterized. The transcript has a single exon. NCBI's taxonomy places the organism in Eukaryota, Fungi, Basidiomycota, Ustilaginomycetes, Ustilaginales, Ustilaginaceae. The coding region runs from base 1 to 1200 and encodes 399 amino acids. The record is from RefSeq and is a predicted model, not a curated record.
AUGAGCCGCUCCUCCACCACGAGCUCUUCUGGCUCGGGUGUCUUGAGCUGGAUCUCACCGCGCACAGCGACACUAACCAUUGCCGUGCUUGGAAUCCUGCUACAUCUCAACGUCUACUCUUGGCUAGGUGCGAUCAACUCGACGCUUCCCGAUGUGCCCAAUAGAGAUCUGGCACCCGCACCCCCGGCGUCGGCGGCGUUCGUACCCUCUCCCGACAGAUUCGUGCACUCGGCAGCCAAAGCGGACCAGUUGAUCGACUUUGCCGCACCAUCCACCGAAGCCGAGGGAGCAGAGAACAAAAACGUCAUUCUGCCGGAAUGGGUCGCAGAAGCCAAAGCUUACCUCAAGGCGCAAGGGCUCUCGUACAUUCCGACGCCAGGCGACACACCCACUCCAUCGAACAACAACGCAGCGGCAGAAAACGGCAAACCUGCCGACGUGAUCACAUAUGGUCGAUACGCAGACGCAUCCGACACCCUCCAUACAGGCUACCAGAAUCUGGACGAUGGCGCAGAGGACGUCGAGCGCAUGCAGUGGGAUGCCCUCAGACUCGUGAUCGGUACCAUGAGGUGGUACAUCUUGCUGAGCGUCAUCUGCUGUUGCGCGGGGAUCAUCGGCGUGGUGCGCUCUCAGCUCAUGCUUUCGAGACUGUUUCUGAUUCACUCGUUUCUCGACUUUCUCUUGUCGACGCUCUCGCUGUUGGCGGUGGCCAUCGUGUGUACCUACGCGAGCGUGCGUGCACACAUCUGUGACGAGUUCGGCUCCGGUGAACUGCAGGCAUGGCUCUCGAGCCAAACCAGCACAAUACCGGCAUUGGGCCCGGGCAACAGCGCACAUUCCGGCCCCCACAUAGCUCCAGCGGCAGGGUCAGCGAUAUCAGGCACGGCGUCUGAUGUCACUGUAGCAGCUUCAGGGUGGGAGACACUCCUAGACGAUGUCUUUGCAUCCGAAAACUGCGAGGAGAGUUUCAGGACGACUCUGGUGCCGCUGCUGAUGGUGUUUGGCCUGUUCUUCACGGCGAUACGCCUGCAGUGCUUCUUCUUGGUGCAGCGCUUCUAUACAUCUUUGCUGAGGAGCAAGGUGCUUCACUAUGGCUAUGACACAUCGUCAUCGGUGGAGUCCGGAGCUUCGACGCCGCUCAUGUCUCAGCAUCCCUGGGAUGUCUCGAGAAGGCGAAAAGAGUCUAAGCUUCUUGAAUAG